Wasmannia auropunctata (little fire ant) is the source of this 2049-nucleotide messenger RNA. RefSeq names its product BRCA1-associated protein. The record is from RefSeq and is a predicted model, not a curated record. Lineage: Eukaryota; Metazoa; Arthropoda; Insecta; Hymenoptera; Formicidae. The transcript is spliced from 6 exons. The coding region runs from base 150 to 1838 and encodes 562 amino acids. Gene Ontology annotation, cellular component: cytoplasm. Gene Ontology annotation, molecular function: zinc ion binding; nucleic acid binding; ubiquitin protein ligase activity. Gene Ontology annotation, biological process: Ras protein signal transduction; protein ubiquitination.
UUCCGAUUUCCGUUUCGAGUUCCGAGUGAUUAAUCUGACAUGUAUACAUACCGCAUGUAUUUACCAUGUACCGAGCUGUGUGACGAGCUCGUAUGGCUUAAAAUGAAAAGAAAUAUUUAUUAUAACAUGUCGUAAUUUAAUUAUGUGGCAUGAAUUCAUCCGCUGUCUUAGUAUCCUUAUGCGUUAUUCGCAUCGAGAUUUGUGAUUCGGAAUUAGAAGAGACCACUAAUACGAUGGCUGCAAAGAAGACGAGAGGUUGCAGAGAACCAAGGGAUAUUAAUGUUGAGACUUAUACAAACGUCGAAGAAACUAUGUCCCCGUUAUUAUCAAGUCAAAGCACAAGCAAAUCGCUUUCGUUUUCGAGAACUAAUUCUGAAGAGACGUCGUUUGCGAAUUCUAAUCAUGUCGCGAAUUCAGCGCCAGGGGAGAUAACUGGUGCUACCGCUUGCACCUCACCCGAUCAAAUAAGUUUCAUCUCUGGAAACCCUUUUGUUGAAGUUACGAAAGGCAUCCUACAUCUUUUCAAGGAAGAUGAACUGACUGAAAUGCGUUGUGCAGCAGAUCGCAGUCAUACUAUAUGUAUCCUAUCAGUACCAGCAACAAUGACUUGCCACGAUCUUUUAACGUUCACAGCAGCUUGUCAUCAGGACAUACAAUACUUUAGAAUCCUCAGAGACGGCAGUCCAAACCAGUACAUGGCUCUGAUCACCUUUAGAUCAUCGAGUGCAGCGAGCGAAUUCUACGAAACCUUCAAUGGUGCUCCCUAUAACUCUCUAGAACCAGACGUGGUUUGUCACAUGGUAUUUGUAUCCCGAGUCGAAGUAGGAGACAAUGGAAUGCCUCUGAGUGGACACACAGAGUUGCCAUCGUGUCCCGUUUGUCUCGAAAGGAUGGACGAGAGUGUGGAUGGAAUUCUGACGAUACUGUGUAAUCAUACUUUCCAUUCCAGUUGCCUUGUCAAAUGGGGUGACACAUCCUGUCCAAUCUGUCGAUACGCUCAAACACCAGAGCCAUUAGCGGAUAGUCGUUGCAUGGAAUGUGUUGCAGAUGCUAGCAAUGAUGCAUUAUGGAUUUGCUUGAUUUGUGGUCACGUAGGCUGCUCGCGUUAUCAUCAGGGUCACGCGUUUGAACAUUAUCGGGACACACAUCAUUGCUACGCGAUGCAAUUGGGCAACAAUCGCGUCUGGGAUUACGUAGGCGAUAAUUUUGUGCAUCGACUACUACAGGAUAAAGAUGGUAAAAUGGUGGAAGGCGGCCACUCGGCAACUAAAAGUGAAGGUGCUGCUGUGGAGGAUAAAGUAGAUUCGGUACAGUUAGAGUUCACGUAUUUACUAACGUCACAGUUGGAAACACAACGACAAUAUUAUGAAGAAAGGCUCAGUCGUUCCGAACAACGCUCCAUAACAGAGAUUACCGAGCUAAGGGAUAAAUUGGAACAAGUGCUUGAGGAAAAUUCACAGUUCAAGAAACAAUUCGUAACGCUGAAUCGCGACAAGCAAACACUGGAUAAACGUCUACAGCAUUCCACCAAUAAAUUGGCACAAAUACAAGCGGAAUUGACGGAGGAAAAAGAUCUGCGAAAAGCCCUACAAUUGAACCAAACUUCGUGGCAGGUAAAACACAAGAAAUUACAAGAUGAAUUGUCCACCAAAGAAGCAGAGAUCACCGAUUUGAAGGAGCAAAACCGGGAUCUCAUGUUUUUUCUUGAUGCUCAAAAACAAAUUGACGAAUCUGUCGAUCGAGAUGAAAUUGCCACCGGUCGUAUUGUUAUUCCGCCAAACCGUAGAGAUGGGAAAUCAUCAGGAUCUCGGGGACAUAAAAGUCAAAAGAGGCAUUGACUUCGGAAAAAAUUAUUAAACACUCUUCAUUAAUAUACAGAAAAAAAAUUGCAAAACACAAAAUAUUCUGAAAAUACCAAGAACGAUUAUACAAUUCUAAAUUACAAGAACAAUUAUAAUGAAGAAAAAACGUUAUAUACACAUAAAGCAGAUGUACUGAAAUUAAUUUUUACAAUGUAUGAAAAAGGAAUAAUCUAUUUGAUCACAACGA